AUGGCCAUUCAGAGCAAGACCAACUACUCCAGCCGGACGAUCCCCAAGAUCUCCCUGCAUGACUUUGACAGCCGGAUCGAUGAGAUCACCACGGAGCUCAUCACCGCCGCCGAGACGGACGGCUUCUUUGCCCUCGUCAACCACGGAAUCUCAGUAGACGAGGUUGAAGACCAGUUCCUCGCCGCGGAGCGCUUCUUCUCGCUCCCUGACGAGGUCAAGGCCACCGUGCCCUUCAGCCACCUCAACGCCGGGUGGGAGAAGAACGCGCAGAUCCGGCCCUCCACCGGCAAGGCGGACCAGAAGGAGAGCUACCAGAUGCAGUUCGGCUCCAACAUGGACGGGCUGUGGCUGCCCGAGGACGUCAUCCCCGGCUUCCGCGAGCAGAGCCUGGCCUUCAUGCGCAAGGUGCAGGGCGUCUCGGAGCGUCUGAUGGUGUGCUUCGCGCGCGGCCUCGGCUUCCCCGACGACUACUUCAUCAAGGCGCACAACGUCACUCGGCCCAACACGCAGACCGUCCUGCGCGCCCUACACUACUUCCCCGUAGACCCCUCCGUGCCAACGCCCGAGGGCUACUACCGCGCCGGAGCGCACGUUGACUGGGACUUCCUCACACUCCUAUUCCAGCGCGCGGGCCAGAGCGGCCUCGAGAUCUGCCCCGGCCGGGAAGUCUUCACCGAAUAUGGCAUCGGUGACACCUGGACUAAGGUCGAGCCCACAGCCGGUGAGAUCGUCUGCAACAUUGGCGAUCUGCUCAUGUCGUGGAGCGAUGACCGCUUCAAGUCGACCUUCCACCGCGUCAAGACGCCCACUGACCCGGCAGUCGACUACUUCGGUCCCCGCUACAGCCUGGCGUUCUUCAACCAGCCCAACACUGAUUGCGAGAUCCAAGGCCCCCAGAAGAAGUACCCUAUGGUGACGGGCAGCCAGUUCACCGAGGCCGCCAUGAAGCGCAACUAUGAUACCCUGCAGAAGACCAAGGCCAUGGACGCCCCCACCGCGACGCCGAUGGUCGCAGCCGCAUCGUAA
Phaeoacremonium minimum UCRPA7 is the source of this 1026-nucleotide messenger RNA. RefSeq names its product putative leucoanthocyanidin dioxygenase protein. Lineage: Eukaryota; Fungi; Ascomycota; Sordariomycetes; Togniniales; Togniniaceae. The transcript has 2 exons. Bases 1 to 1026 code for a protein of 341 amino acids. The record is from RefSeq and is a predicted model, not a curated record.